Molecule: messenger RNA, 2779 nt
Organism: Sycon ciliatum
Lineage: Eukaryota; Metazoa; Porifera; Calcarea; Leucosolenida; Sycettidae
Exons: 1
Coding region: 1-2772 (923 amino acids)
Source: RefSeq, a predicted model, not a curated record
AUGGCUGACGUAGUGAAGCGGAAGAUCGCCAAAGCGAAGGCGAAGGCAACCUUCACGAACCUUCGCCGCGGACUACUCGUCGCCAUCGACGAACCAGACGUAGACAAAGACAAGAUCAAGUACAAUCUUGUUUUACUUGAGAACGGCCUGAACGCCGUGAUGGAGAUUAUCACCGAGUUAUCCAGCGCAUGUAGUACCAGUCAGGACAGUGUGUUUCUUGAUGGUCUUUGCAAGGAUGCUGAUGAUCUGGAAAACCAGUAUACAGAUGCUGUUACUCGUGCGAGUACAGUUUUGGCUAGCAUGAGCCGUUACAAUAGUACGUGCACCAGCGAGGCGACGGGUGUGCGGUACUCACGCAACCCUGAUCGAGUACGAGAGUAUUUGGAGUCUGUGUCUGCGGCAAGGACAGUGCGAGCUGCACAGGAUCAGUUACAACAGGAAUCCACACACGUAGAAUCUACACGUAGCACCACAGGUAGUGCGAAUGUCAGUGUGUCUUUGGGUGCACCUACACAGGCCACAGCUGCUCUGUCCAGUGCAAGUACCGGUAGACCUACGCAGGGCCAGGCCGUCCCGUCGUAUGAGUACCAUGUCCAUGAGUACAGCGUUGACCAAGGUCCGCCCGACAUACAUGUCAACGGGGACCCGGUAUACCCACAUGCGGCGCUCACUGAUGACCUCGAGGUCAAGCCUCCACGUGGGCUGAUGGCCACAGCUACAGAGCUAGAGAGCCUCUCAAAUCCGAGGUCAACAUCGCCGGCUCAGCCGCCGUGCACGGAGUUUUCGAACUCCCCGACGCAGCAGUCGUACGCAGAGUUUUUGAACUCUCUUGCUUCGCAGCAGCCGCCGUCCACGGAGUUUUCGAACUCUCGGCCGCACGCGCAGCCAUCGUACACGGCGUCGUCGAGCUCUCCGGCUUCGCAGCAGCCGCUGUACACAGAGCGCUCGAGCUCCGUGCCGCAGCCGGCCCACUCAGCGCCACGACAGUCGUCAACACAGGUCAGGCAGCAGCCGCUGUACACAGCGUUGUCAAGUACACGUAGUUCGGUGCAGCAGCCGUCCUACUCUGCGCCACAGCAGUCGUCAACGCAGGUGCAGCAGCCUCUGUACACAGCGUUUUCCAGUAGUUCUCUGCAGCAGCCGUCGCACUCGGUGCCACGACAAUCGUCGACGCAGGCCACACAGCAGCAGCUGUCCACAGUGUUUUCAAGUUCCGUACAGCAGCCGCCGCACGCAGCGCCGCAGCAGCCGCUGUACACAGCGUUUUUAAGUUCCGCACAGCAACCGCUGCAGCUGCCGCCGCACGCAGCGCCGCAGCAGCCGCCGCACGCAGCGCCGCAGCAGCCACUGUACACAGCGUUUUUAAGUUCCGCACAGCAACCGCUGCAGCUGCCGCCGCACGCAGCGCCGCAGCAGCCGCCGCAGCAGCCGCCGCACGCAGCGCCACAGCAGCCGUCGCACGCAGCGCCACAGCAACCGUCGUACGCAUUGUCGACGCCAGACCAGACUCGGAGCGGCUUCCGACCAUACAGCCAAAACCCGACGCUGUCAGCGCGUUUACCCGUUACGCCGCAAUUGUCGCCACCUGCACUGACUCCCUCACCUGACAGUUCCUCAGGUCAAAGUCCACACAGCGCGGCACCAUCUGAUGUCUAUCGCCAUUUGAAGAAGAUCACCAUCCCAACUUUCAGUGGCGACAAGAAGGCGUACGACACCUGGCGUACGGCAUUCAUGGUGUGCGUGGAUCAGCAGCCAAUAUCAGCCGAGUUGAAGCUCCUUCAACUCCACCAGUGCCUCACGGGCCCGCCGCUGAAGAGUAUUGAGGCAUUUGGCUACUCAGCGUCCGCGUACUCAGCCGCGAUAAGUCGCCUGGAACACAAGUACGGUGGCCUUCGUCGCAAGACGGCCGUCCACAUGACCGCACUCUCGCAGUUUACGCCCAUUCGGGAUCGGGGCACUGCCGCAGAGUUUGAGCGCUUUGCUGACUUGCUGCAAGUCGCAAUCAUCAACCUGCAGGAUGUUGGGCGACAUGGCGAAUUGGCCGCAGGGACAUUCUGCACCAAAGUGCAGCAGAAAUUGGGCCCGGAGCUGCUGACCAACUAUAACAGAUGGCGAUGUGACACAGGGGCUGAAGAGUCCGUACCCCACCUACUGCAGUGGGUGCUGCGCGAAGCAGACUUCCGCACGGAGGCGGAUGAGACGCUGCACAGCAUCGCCAACACGACACUGGGCUCCCGGUCACCGCCAUCCGCCAAGCCUUCCAGGUUUGGACCAGCUACGGCGUCUGCGUUAGCAGUGUUGUCCACCAACCCUUGUGCUUACUGCUCUCAGGAUCACGCUGCCGCACAGUGCUCCGUUAUUACUUCACUCGCGAGAAGGAAGGAAAUAGUGAAACAGGACGGGCGUUGCUUCGUGUGCCUCAAGCAGCAUCACAUGGCCCGCAACUGCCAGUCAACGUUAAAGUGCGCCAAGUGCAGCCGGCGACAUCAUGUCAGCAUCUGCGAUGGCACGCUAGCGCUUGCUGGCAAGGACAAGUUGUUUGGCACGGCCACCAGGUCCGGUCAGCGACGUGCGUCGCCAGCCAAGGACCUCUCGACUGAUGCGGGCACAUCCGCAGCUGUGGGCACGGUCGGCAAUGGUGGAGCCGUGCUGCUCCAGACGGCUAACGCUACAGUCUGCUCCCCAGCAGACCCGACCCGCACCGCCACGGCCAAAGUCGUUAUGGAUGGCGGCUGGUGUUUCGCUAGGCUUCUGCCGCACGCAGUCCCGUAAUGGGCCG